Messenger RNA from Phyllotreta striolata, 1725 nucleotides. Lineage: Eukaryota; Metazoa; Arthropoda; Insecta; Coleoptera; Chrysomelidae. The record is from the annotation of a GenBank genome assembly.
GUACUUCUAAGUAGCGAUACUAAUUGAGUUGUUUGAACGUUCGACUCGUUGUGGCUCUAGAAUACCUUCUUUUUACUAAUGUUUUGUAAAUAAGAAAAAUGGGCGUACAUCAGAACAACAAAAGUGACAAUAGUGAGCAUGAAGGUGUUACCAUGAAUCCAACAGCUGAAACUGCAGCUACUUUCGAAGAAGCCAUUACCGCAACCGGUUUUGGAAAGUUCAAUUAUUUAUUGCUUUUCAUUAUAUUUUUCCCUUCCAUCGCUCAACUUUUAAACACAGUUGAAUUGUCCUAUGUGCUUCCGGUCGCACAAUGUGAUUUAGAGCUAAGUUUAGAAGACAAAGGUUUCCUAAAUGGCGCAAUGUUCGCAGGGAUGAUUACUAGCGGGUUGUUUUGGGGAUACAUCAGCGAUGCUUUGGGUAGGAAAAGAAUUAUCGUUUACGGUUAUUUAGUCACCGGAGUUUUUGCAGUAACAGCCGCUCUGGCGACCAAUAAAACUGUUUUAAUGGUAGCUAAAUUGCUAUCUGGUGUUUUUAUUAAUGGACCCUAUUCAGCUGGAAGUUGUCAUAUUAUUGAAUUUCAUUCGAAUUUCUACAGAGGACGUGUUAAUUUGGCUAAAGGGAUAUUUAUAAGUAUUGGGAAUCUUUUGCUUCCUGUACUUGCGUGGGCAAUUCUGCCUAGAAAGUGGGAUUUUUCUUUUUUCGGUCUCUACGAAUUACAUUCAUGGAACAUUUUAUUAUUAAUUUGCGCCUCAACUACAAUUAUCAGCAGUGUUCUCUACACCUUUGUGCCAGAAUCUCCUAAAUUUCUAAUGGCAACAGGACGAACCGAAGAAGCGUUGAACGUUAUGAAAAAAAUUUACGCUCUCAAUUCUGGGCAAUCUCAAGAAAAUUUUCCGGUAAAAAGUUUGGUAGAAGAAACAACUAACAAAAAGAAAGUUAGCAAAGCUUUGAAAGAUGGAUUUAUGGGAAUGGGCAAAAUGUUCCACAAACCGCAAAUCUUCUACAUAUGUCUAGGCUGUUUCAAUGCAUUUUCAUUGAUAAUGAGUUCGAAUACAUUAAAACUUUGGCUUCCUCAAAUUUUUCAAGCUAUCAACGACUAUCAAUAUUACCACAAUGACACGAAUAGCAUAUGCGUCAUGUUAGAUGAAUUAAAACCCCAUCAGGAGAAUUUUACAACUCAAAAUUGUUUCGUUAACUUGGAGAAUAUAUCCGUGUACAUCAACACAUUCAUAGUAGCAGCAACUCGAAUAUUAAUGUUUGCAUUAUCGGAUUACUUCCUACAAUUGUUGGGCGUUAAAACGCUAACAGUCGUAACUUGUUUCUUAUGCGCCGGAUUGAAUUCCUCCAUUUAUUUCGCCAGAAGUUCCCAAGUUGUUACAGCUUUAGCUGCAACCGGGACUGCGACUGCAAGCGUCGCAGAAAAUGUUCUUAUCGCAUUAACUUUAGAAUUAUUCCCGACUAAUUUAAGGGCAAUAGCUUUGUCGAUACAGUUAACUGCAGGACGGAUAGGUACUUUGGUUGGUAGUGCUAUAUUUCCUUAUUUGCUAUUAUCUGGCUGUUUGCCACCAUUUAUGUUUAUUGGAUUGUUUGGAUCAGCCUGUGGGUUGGUUUCGUUAUUUUAUACCAGUGUCAAGAACAAACCAUUAGAAUAAGAGCUCAAUAAUUUCCAAGGUAUUUCCCAAUGUGUCAUGAAGAAUUCCCAGUUGAUUUAUACUUAACAUGUCA